GUGAGAUUCCAGGCACCACGUGACCGGUCCCACCCAUACCAUUUGGGAAUUUUUCGAGUCCUCCCAACUGGCCAUGCAGUCGUUCGGACGCGUUUUCAGGCGGCUGUACUCAACGAAGCUGCCCCAACCGCCCACUCAGCGGGCUGCAACUGCGCUACCCAAGCAUGCAGCGGAAGCACGGGAGGCAUCGACUCCAAUGGCCGUUCUCGAGCGUCGCGCACGCAAACAACCCGACCUCUUACCCCCACCCGGCAGUGACCUCACUCCGUCAGAGUACUCCAGCUACAGACGGCAACUUGCCAAGGGGGAGCUCAUGACCGAGCAGGGGAGGGACCUUACCGAAGCCGAAUGGCUGGAUGCACUGAACAAGAAGCGGUCGCGUCUUCGCGGUGUUAAAGUCGUCGCCAAGGGCAACCAAAAACAGGUGGAGGUCGUCGGUCAAAAGAUUUACCUCCCAAAUGUUAUAUUCCGUAUGGUCAGGAAUCACACGCCGAAAGGAAAACCUUAUAAUCCGUACGAAGCAACGUUCCGCAUCCCCCAGUCCAUCACCAAAACCGACAUUCGCUCGUACCUCUCUGCGGUAUACGGCGUAGAGACUACGUACAUACGUACAGCCAACUACAUUUCCCCUCUGCGGCGUACCCGCAUGGGCCUGCGGCCUGUCGGAAGGUAUCGAACAUACAAACGAGCCGUCGUCGGUCUCGUCGAUCCAUUUUAUUACCCGCUGGAUUUGGAGGACAUGGACAGAGCUGCAAGGAAGGAACGUGAGGCGUGGUUGGAGGAGAAGUUCGCUCUCAAGGCUCUCGUUCGUUGGCGAAGAUACGAGCUUGUCCGUUCGACCCAGUCGGGGAGCAAAGGUUGGCGCUUUACCGGUCAUCUGCGGAGGGACAAGAUAUUGCAGGCUGUUGCCAGACGGAGGAUGAUUACGAGAAUGGAGAUUGAAGGGAUAAAGGCUGAGAUCGCGGAGAAACGUGCAGCGGGGAAGCAGAUCUUGUCGGAGAAGGUCAAAUCGUAGGCCCCUAACCACGAGUGAUAUAAUCUAUACACACCCAAUCAUCGCAACAACACAUAUAGGCAUAAGUUCAUAAUGGUCAUAGAGGUGUUCGUUCGCUCUAAUGG
Pisolithus orientalis is the source of this 1119-nucleotide messenger RNA. RefSeq lists its product as uncharacterized. NCBI's taxonomy places the organism in Eukaryota, Fungi, Basidiomycota, Agaricomycetes, Boletales, Pisolithaceae. Gene Ontology annotation, molecular function: structural constituent of ribosome. The record is from RefSeq and is a predicted model, not a curated record. Gene Ontology annotation, biological process: mitochondrial translation. The transcript has 2 exons. Bases 74 to 1015 code for a protein of 313 amino acids. Gene Ontology annotation, cellular component: mitochondrial large ribosomal subunit; ribosome.